This is a messenger RNA of Papaver somniferum (opium poppy), 1837 nucleotides long. Its product is annotated as probable protein phosphatase 2C 59. Gene Ontology annotation, cellular component: nucleus; cytosol. The record is from RefSeq and is a predicted model, not a curated record. The transcript has 9 exons. NCBI's taxonomy places the organism in Eukaryota, Viridiplantae, Streptophyta, Magnoliopsida, Ranunculales, Papaveraceae. The coding region runs from base 411 to 1466 and encodes 351 amino acids. Gene Ontology annotation, molecular function: protein serine/threonine phosphatase activity; cation binding. Gene Ontology annotation, biological process: protein dephosphorylation.
CAAAACGAAACGAAACGAAAUUCUCGAAAUUCUUUCUCUCUCUCUAGAAAGAAAAAAGAAAAAACUCUCACCAAACCAAACCGCCCCUUCUCUUCCUGGUUUUCAUUUCAUUUCAUUUUCUCUCCCUCGCUCUCAAAAUCUCUGUCUCUCUUUGUUUCUUUUCCUCUCUAUAAUCGUCGUAAAUACCUUUUUUCAGCUUAAUAAUUCAAUCUCUCAUGGCAUUUCUCUAUCGUUCCACUCUCUUUCAGGUUUUUAGGGUUACAUAAACAUGGAGAUGAUGAUGCGGCGAUUAUAAGGGAUCUGUAGUAGAUUAAAAUUUGAAUAGAAUAUUAUAGGUGGUUAUCUUUCAACACAAAUAAAUACAUAUGUUUGUGUCUUUUUAGGAAUUUAGUUUAGACUCGUUCAAGAUCAUGGGCUACCUGAAUUCCGUUUUAUCUACCAGCGGAAAUCAGGUUGAUGAUGCUCCUGUAAGUGGCGGGGGUCUCAGUCAGAAUGGAAAGUUCAGCUAUGGAUAUGCAAGCUCUCCUGGAAAAAGGUCGUCAAUGGAAGAUUUCUAUGAGACCAGAAUUGAUGGAGUCGAUGGAGAAAUAGUUGGUCUUUUCGGCGUCUUUGAUGGUCAUGGGGGUGCCCGGGCAGCAGAGUAUGUUAAACAAAACCUUUUCAGUAAUUUGAUCAGUCAUCCGAAGUUCAUCUCUGAUACGAAAUCAGCUAUAGCGGAUGCAUAUAGCCAUACAGACUCAGAGUUUUUGAAAUCAGAGAAUACUCAAAAUAGAGAUGCUGGCUCAACAGCUUCCACAGCAAUUCUUGUUGGCGACCGUUUGCUAGUUGCAAAUGUGGGAGAUUCCAGAGCUGUUAUCUGCAGGGGUGGAAAUGCUAUAGCUGUUUCACGAGAUCACAAGCCAGACCAAACUGAUGAGCGGCAACGCAUUGAGGAUGCUGGAGGUUUUGUAAUGUGGGCAGGAACCUGGAGAGUUGGUGGUGUGCUUGCUGUUUCCCGUGCCUUCGGCGAUAGGCUCUUGAAGCAGUAUGUUGUUGCAGAUCCCGAAAUUCAGGAAGAAGUCGUUGAUAGUUCUCUGGAGUUUCUUAUCCUGGCCAGUGAUGGACUCUGGGAUGUUGUCACCAAUGAGGAGGCUGUUUCCAUGACCAAACCCAUUGAGGAUCCGGAGCAGGCUGCAAGGAGACUGAUGCAAGAAGCAUAUCAGAGAGGCAGUGCAGAUAACAUUACUUGUGUGGUUGUACGUUUCUUGGACACAGCCAACCAGGAUCAUCAAGGUGGGCCUAAGAAAACUCAUUUAGUUAACGUCAGCCAAGGUGGGGCUAGCAAUAGUAAUCCAGGUGGUACCAGUCAAAGUUAUAAAGGUGGAGCAAGCCAUGGACAAGGUGGGGCCAACAAAGGUCAUCAAGGCGGCAGUGCGUCCUCUCGGUCCUCAGGAGCAGCUAAUAACAGCAGCAGCAGUUCUGGGUGAAGCAGCAUCCUGUGGUUUAGGAAGAAAAAACGGCUCAAGGAUCUAAGUCCUAAUGCUGGCAAAAGAAAUUAUACCCUCUGUCUCUUAGGGCUGUGAAGUGGUUUUGUCUCGUAUUUUCAGUCUACUUCCUUAGUAUGUUCCGUCUGCUUCCUUAGUAUGGAACUUGUAUCUAAAUCCUCUAUAGCUGAAGCUCCCUGUCGUUGUCGUUCCUUUCUCUCUACAUGGACCUGUGAAGACUUAAAAUGUUCUCUCUCUUUUUUCUUUUCUUUUUAUGGAUAAUGUCGAUGUUGUAGUGUUAAAUGGGUUCUAUUUUAGGUGUACUGUUAUUGUUUCAAUAAUAAUAAAUCAGAAAUAUGGUCUCUCUCAGGGUA